CGAGAUUGUCCAGCUUUUCCCUCUUCUUCAAAGCUCAAUACGUGGUUCUGUACAAAGUAAACUCGUCUAGGACAUCACCGUCAUGUCAGGAGGAACACACUUUACACUUUCACCUCCAGAGGGUACAGAGUUCAUAUUAUCCCCUCAAGCAGUGGAUUUUUUGUGUAUAUUACAUAGGACGUUUGAUAAACGUCGAAAAGAAUUGUUAGAAGCUAGGAAGAAAGUUCAAGAGGAAUUAGACAAGGGAAAACCACUCACUUUCCUUCCUGAAACCAAAGAGAUACGCGAUUCUCCCAGUUGGUCAUGCGCCCCUCCUGCACCGGGAUUGGAAGAUCGACGUGUGGAAAUUACCGGACCGACGGAUAGGAAGAUGGUGAUUAAUGCUUUGAACUCGGGUGCGAAGACUUUUAUGGCGGAUUUUGAAGACUCACUUUCUCCUACUUGGUCCAACCUAUUAAGCGGUCAGAAGAACCUUUACGAUGCCAUCAGGCGACAGAUCGACUUUGAAGUGGGUGGAAAGCAGUACAAGCUUAUCGAAAAGCCAGCUGUGCUUCUUAUUCGACCCCGCGGUUGGCAUCUCGACGAACCACGUCUUCUGAUCGACGGUCAACCCAUCUCGGGAUCAUUAUUCGACUUCGGGCUUUACUUCUUCCACAACGCAGCCGAGCUCGUCAAGCGUGGUCGUGGACCUUACUUUUACCUACCCAAGAUGGAACAUCACCUCGAGGCGAGAUUGUGGAACGAUGUCAUCUCUUUGUCCACUAGCAAGCUUGGUUUACCUCAAGGCUGCACCAGGGCAACGGUUUUGAUCGAGACCCUUCCUGCCGCUUUCCAAAUGGAGGAGAUCUUGUAUGAAUUGAAGGAACAUUCUUCGGGACUGAAUUGUGGGCGAUGGGAUUACAUCUUCAGUUUCAUUAAGAAACAACGCGCACACAAGAAUUGCAUCAUGCCAGAUCGAGAUGAUGUCAAUAUGACAGUCCCAUUCAUGGAUGCCUAUGUCCGGCUUCUCAUCCAGACCUGUCACAAACGCAAAGUGGCAGCUAUGGGAGGCAUGUCAGCUUUGAUCCCCAUCAAGAACAAUCCGGCUGCCAACGAUGCGGCCAUGGCUAAAGUGCGUGCGGACAAGCUUCGAGAGGUCAAGGCGGGUCAUGAUGGGACUUGGGUGGCUCAUCCGGCUUUGAUACCUCUAGCCAUGUCGGUCUUUGACGAGCAUAUGCAUGGGCCAAACCAGUACCACAUCCGUCGAGAAGAUGUCAUCGUUACUGAUAAACAAAUUGCCGAUCCCAAGGUUCCGGGCAAGAUCACUGACCACGGAGUGCGGAGCAACAUCUCUGCAGCGUUGUCAUAUUGCUCCGCCUGGAUAUCAGGGAACGGUUGCGUGCCAAUCAACAACCUCAUGGAAGACGCUGCUACGGCUGAAAUCGCAAGGGUUCAAUUAUGGCAAUGGUGUAACUAUGGUUUAAAGACCGAUUCGGGGAAAACAAUCUCCCCUUCUAAUUUGAAAUCGAUCUUUGAAGAAGAAUCCGCCAAGGUGGCCUCUCUACCAGGCAUUGACGCAAAACACGUGAAGAUCGCUUCAGACUAUCUCUUGAGUCAAGUGACGGCCAAGUGGCCCAGCGACUUUUUGACCAGUGACUUGAUGCAUCAUCUCGAAGGUGUAGGUACGGUGGGUGGAAGGGCGAAAUAUUAG
Messenger RNA from Tremella mesenterica DSM 1558, 1690 nucleotides. RefSeq lists its product as uncharacterized. Lineage: Eukaryota; Fungi; Basidiomycota; Tremellomycetes; Tremellales; Tremellaceae. Bases 83 to 1690 code for a protein of 535 amino acids. Gene Ontology annotation, molecular function: malate synthase activity. Gene Ontology annotation, biological process: glyoxylate cycle. Gene Ontology annotation, cellular component: cytoplasm; peroxisomal matrix. The record is from RefSeq and is a predicted model, not a curated record. The transcript is spliced from 11 exons.